Alternaria triticimaculans is the source of this 864-nucleotide messenger RNA. RefSeq lists its product as uncharacterized. The record is from RefSeq and is a predicted model, not a curated record. Bases 1 to 864 code for a protein of 287 amino acids. Lineage: Eukaryota; Fungi; Ascomycota; Dothideomycetes; Pleosporales; Pleosporaceae. The transcript has 3 exons.
AUGGCUCUUGAGAACACCACCCUAAAUAACCUCCUAGCCGUGGACAACACCUACUGCACACGUUUACAAAUUCGAACGAAGCUCCUCAAUCAAGAACACCACGAAGUCAUUGCGUGCAACCCAGAAGCCGUCCCCGCAGUCCAAGAACUCUACGAAUGGCUCAUAGGAACGUACCUACCCCAACGCUUCCCAAGCCUAUACCGCAUCACAGAAUCAGGCAAACAUUUGCGGAACCACGUCACAGAUACCCUCAUCCCACUACAUAUGCCAAACGGAGAAGAAGCACUUGAGAUCUUAGGUGCGAACAUCGAUACGGAAUUCCUUUUACUCACUCCCUCUCCUCCUACAUCUUCGCCUACUGUUCCCACGAAAUACGUACUAACGGCCUUUGUAAACUGCUUUCCAAGCGGCUUCAACACACGCUCAAAACUCGGCCAACUCCUCGCUGACAUCCACGCUCCCGUCCCCGGGUACGCGGCAAAGCUAGAGAAGAGCAUGGAUCGCUUCUUUGCCAAUCUGCCUGUGGGCAAGAUCGUUAAGCGGAGUAAUUGGAGCAUCAGUACGAAUGGGGAGCUGUUCUGCUUGCAGGGUAAUCAUAUGAGUGAAGAGGAGAUGCAAAGAAAGCAAGAAGUGGAGGAUGUAGAGGAGAUUGAUCUGAACAAGUCGGUACUGGAUUCGGCUAACGAGAACAAGACCUACCAGUAUCCCCUACGUGAAUUGAGGGACGAGGGAAGUGGGCAGGUUCUUGCGGAAGCUAUCGACGGCUUGGGCCUGGGCAGCGUACCAGCCAUGACUAUCUACAAGCGUCAGGUCGUUUGGGGUGAUAAAGUCAAAGCGUUCUUGAGAGGAGAGAUUGAUGCUUGA